Cladophialophora psammophila CBS 110553 is the source of this 1035-nucleotide messenger RNA. RefSeq lists its product as uncharacterized. The transcript has a single exon. Gene Ontology annotation, molecular function: structural constituent of ribosome. Gene Ontology annotation, biological process: translation. NCBI's taxonomy places the organism in Eukaryota, Fungi, Ascomycota, Eurotiomycetes, Chaetothyriales, Herpotrichiellaceae. Gene Ontology annotation, cellular component: mitochondrial large ribosomal subunit. The coding region runs from base 1 to 1035 and encodes 344 amino acids. The record is from RefSeq and is a predicted model, not a curated record.
AUGCCCCCGAGAAUCCGCUUGCGCACCCUUGCGCAGCUCAUAGAGCUUCAAAUCGAACCUGCUUUGAGAUACACAUGCGGCCGCUGCUCUCGACAAUACGCGACAGCAGCAAUAUCCAUAGCAACAACACCAGCCCCUUCAGAUGCUCAGAUGCGAGCCUCGAUACCAACGCUUUCCCGCUACCCACCCGUUCAACCUCCCUCGCACCGCAAUCCCGCCUACCGAAAAUCCCAACUGCUGCGCUCCUACGUCUCGCUCCUACAAACUACACCGUUAAUCAUUUUCUUCCAGCACAGCAAUCUAAAAGCCACCGAGUGGGUGAGCAUACGUCGCGAGCUGGCCUCGGCACUCAGAAAAGUUGAUGCACAACUGGCGGCUCAAGGCAAACCUCCGCAUGAGCUGAUUGGAGACUACAUCAAGUUGCAAGUCAUCAAGACAAAUAUGUUCGAACCCGCCCUACGAAUCGCCGAGUACUUCAAACCUUUGCCGCCUCCGGAGCCAAUUGGCGGCCUGUCUGGAAUCCAAUCGGAAAAAGAUGAUCCCUCUCUAACACACGCGCUGUCGGUCGCAGCAUACGAGGCCGCGCAGCAGCACAAGAACGAACAUCCCCUAACGCCCGUAUUAGCGGGCUCUGUCGCCAUCUUGACAUUUCCUACGGUUUCACCGGUCUAUCUCAAGGCAGCAUUCUCGAUACUAUCUCCCCAAUCACCCCUCUUCCCUGCCCCUACGAGAAGAGCAGUUCCAAAUUACUACGAGCAAUCCGUACAGGACGGCUUGAAGAAAAUAAUGCUGCUGGGAGCAAGGAUUGACGGGCAGCUCUUUGAUAUGGAAGGCACGAGAUGGGUGGGCAGCAUAGAAGGCGGAAUUGACGGUUUGCGGGCACAGUUGGUGGGGAUGCUGCAGGGAUUUGGAGCUGCCAUGGUGCAGACAUUGGAGAGUGGGUCGAGAAGUCUGUGGUUCACGAUGGAGGGCAGGAGGAGAAUGUUGGAGGACGAAGAGAAGCCGAAAGAGCAGGAAGGGGAGAAGACAGACUAA